Molecule: messenger RNA, 1219 nt
Organism: Oryza sativa Japonica Group (Japanese rice)
Lineage: Eukaryota; Viridiplantae; Streptophyta; Magnoliopsida; Poales; Poaceae
Biological process (GO): intracellular sphingolipid homeostasis; sphingolipid biosynthetic process; ceramide metabolic process
Cellular component (GO): endoplasmic reticulum membrane
Source: RefSeq, a predicted model, not a curated record
GUGCGGUGUGACGGCAUUGGUGGCGCGGUGUGCGUCGCGGCACACAGCCGCACAGGCGCACAGCCAGGCAGCCAGCCCGUCGGUCUCCUCUCCUCUCCCCCUCGCGUUUUUUCUUUUCGCCUCCAUCUUUGAACCUUCUCCUCGCCUUCUUCUUCCUCCUCCUCCCUCCGCUCCGCUUCUCUCUGACCAAUAAUCUGGGCAAACCCCUCUCUCGCGCCUUCUCCCUCCCACCUCUAUAAAUCCCCCUCCAUUCCAAUCCCACGGGCUCAGGCCGCGCCACCAGCAGCAGCACACAGGGCGCGCCAGCUUUAGCGAGAGGGAGAGAGGGGGAUUUUGGGCGGGGGAGCGAUCGAUGGCGAAGCUGUACGUGCAGGCGGUGCAGCCGGCGGAUCUGAACAAGAACACGGAGUGGUUCAUGUACCCCGGGGUGUGGACGACCUACAUCCUCAUCCUCUUCUUCUCCUGGCUGCUCGUCCUCUCCGUCUUCGGCUGCACCCCCGGCAUGGCGUGGACGUUCGUCAACCUCGCCCACUUCGCGAUGACAUACCAUUUUUUUCACUGGAAGAAGGGAACUCCGUUUGCUGAUGACCAGGGGAUGUAUAAUAGAUUGACUUGGUGGGAGCAAAUGGACAAUGGGAAGCAGCUUACUCGCAACAGAAAAUUUCUGACCGUGGUUCCUUUGGUCCUAUACUUGAUAGCCUUGCACACGACAGAUUAUCAACAUCCUAUGCUCUUCCUCAACACCAUUGCAGUUGUUGUGCUGGUUGUUGCAAAACUACCGAACAUGCACAAGGUCCGGAUCUUUGGAAUCAAUGCUGGCAACUAGGCGGCAGCAUCCCACGGUUUGUUAUCACUACCAUGCUUCAUUUGAGUGGCAGGAAACAGUAUACCUAGUUCUGAAUGGAUAACCAGAGUGAGUAGUUUUUAAGAGCUGUUAGUAGAUGACAUGUAAUCAUUGUACAGAGCUAAAGGCAUGGAAAUGAUGUUGUUCAGCAUCUAGUGAACACACUUCUUUAGGCUCUUAUCCCACCAAAAAGAAACUUUAUUUUGCUGUUAAUGUUGUUAUAUAUGUGCUCUUGUUCAAGUGUAUGUCACAUGUGUGUCUUAUGGAGAAUAAUUUUUUGUGUACGUAAUGUGAGGCAGGAAAGACAAUAUGCCUACUCAUAUCGCUAUAUCUCGGGGAAUAAUGAGUAACACUGCAAACUAGAUUUGGUAAUAC